AAACUCCACCAGAAGCGGUCUGUUAUAAUUUUAUUUGUAAUUUGCCCUGGAUUAUUUUUAUUUAGAACAGAUUUAUGCAUAUAUUUCACUUUGGUCGCUUAAAAUAUCUAAAUUGCCUGUUUGAAACAUCUAUCAAUUUAUGCAACUUUCUGUUUUGGUGAAGAGGUCUAAGCAACUUUCUUUUUUCAACUCUUUUCCCACACACUGAACAGUAGUUUAUCGCCUCCUAUUAUGUCUUGUUCAUUAGUAUUCUCCACUGAGUCUUGCGCUUUUGCUGUCACCAGCCAUAAAUCGCUUAUCUCUCUCCUCUUUCUCCUCCUCUUGAUAAUGUUUUUGUCCCUAACAAGCUGAGAGUCUUUUGCUUUCUGGUGAAUUCUGCGGGACACUGGGACACUGAUGUCUCGGUGUUGAACUGUAGGAACAGGUCGGAAAGAUUCGUGUUUCGGAUUUGGACUUGUCCUAUUCACAUUCACAAUGGACGGACACUGGAUCAGGAUCUGCACUUUCACACUCAUCACGGUUUUCCUGCAAGUUGCAGCUUUAAACCUGAGGAACGAGCUACUGGGAAAGUGUGUGCAGUUGCAGAAUGGAGAAGGCAAUGAGAAGUUGACUUUGGAGGAGUGUAAACCAGGAUCAGUGUUUCAGGAUUGGCAGUGGAACCCUGAAACACGCUCACUGAGGAAUCCACACACAGGAAAAUGCUUGACAGCUUUCAAGAUCCAAGAUCAGGGAACUGUGGGCCCCUUGGCAUGCAGAGCUGGAGAAGAUGAGAAUCAGGCUUGGAGUUGCUCAAAAAAGGGCCACCUCACAUUGUAUGGCAAGGGCUUCCAUUUAAGUGUGCGCUAUGACUCACCUGAUAUCUUUCUGUCCACGGAGCGAGGCAAGAGUGCCAAAUGGAGGACCGAUAGUGAGCGAACAGUGUGUGAGGAGCCACCCAAUGGGCCUGAGAAGCUAGAACCAAUUAUUAUUGCUAAAAUUCACCUGUGGCAGCCUCAAAUAAAUGCUCCAAAACCCACCCAACCUUCACCCUUCACCACUGCUACUAUAAACACCAGCACUGAUGAUAGGGAGCCUGGCCUAUUUGUAAACCCUUUCAGCGUGGAUUAUGGAAUGGAAUGGAAGGUGACCAUGCUGGUCCUGAGCUCAAUUGCCCUCACUCUUGGGAUGGCCAUUCUCUUCCUAAACAUCUAUCAAAAUAGGCGGAAGAAAACUGUUGUGGUUCUUAAAUCAUACACAUCCUGUGGCGAAACAAGUCAGCCUGGCUCCCCGGUUUCCAGCGAAAGAGCCUCUCUCACCAAACAUCCCAUGAAACCUCCCCGCUCACCGUCCAUUCAGCGUGGGGAAAUCCUGGUUGAAUGGAAGGAUGGCACUAUUACACCACUAUUUGACACCUAUCAAACCUCCUAAAAUUCCUAUUCCUAUACAAAACUCCUAUUUCUGUUUUUCAGUCAUUUUCCACUUUAUAAAACACUACCUUGUGUUGCUUGUAAGCAUGUAGUGUUUCUUUCUCUUUUUUUUAUGCAGCCGCUGUGGUUCCUGAAUGCGAGUUUAAAUUUGACUGCAGAAAGCAUAAAAGCUGGCCUCAGAAAUUGUAAACAUUCAUAAUUAGUGACCUUGCUCAGAAAAGUCUCCAUUUUAAAAUGCUAGAAUCGGUUUAAGUUGCUGUUUGGGUGGAGAUGCAUGCAUGGCCCUGAGACCUUUGUGUCUGGGUGUCUUUAUACAGUAUAUGUGGGAGGGAUUGUGCAGAUUUGCAGUUCAUAAUAAAACAGGUUGCUCUACAGCAUAAUUACACGGUGCUCAGGAAAGAUAAUGAAACUGUCCCGAGACAUUGUUUCCAGGAAUGACUAUAUGCGUAGGUGUCCGUUGAUUUGGUGAUGCUACAUACGUAGUUUGACAGUGCGAGAAAAUGUAAACAAGCAUGUACUGAAAAAAAAAAAAAAUAACGUGUGCAUGAAGGUUCUGUUAUGUGCAUCCCUGUAUACAUGUCUGAGCACACACUGAAGCAUGAGUUACUAAACAAGAGAGACAAGUUAGAGUUAAUGCAAUGAGUUUCAUUCCUGCAGGCAUUUAUAUCUUUACUAGUCCUAACCUGCCAUAUUACAACAAGCUCUUUUGUCUCAAGUAUAAAUUAGACUAGGGUGGUGUAGCUGUUCUGUUUAGGAGUUACCAUACAGCUCUUUUUUGCGUUAGUGUGAGAAGCCUAUUUAUUAAUAAAUCAAAGCUGUUUUAGAUGUUUUACAAUGUCAUAAAAUUUGAUGAUGGCUUUCAUGUGAGCUAAAUUUUUUUUUUUUUUUUCUCAACUGACGUCACCAUUUUAGCCUUGCUCUUCUUCCUUUGUGUUCUGUUCAAGCAUUUGUUUUUCGUUCUAAAGAAAACAUUCAACUCAAUUCAUAAUGUCAUUUUUACGAUUAUCCCAUAUAUACUGUUUUUUUAUACAAAUGCAUGGUUUCAUUGGCAUUGACAAAAACUAGAAAAGAUAUGGCUUAUUGUAAUGUGGAUCGGAACGAAAUUUAAAAAUAGAUAAUAUUAACAUUUUAAAACUAUUCAAACUGAAUACCACUAGUACUGCAUUUUAGCAUUAGAGCAGCUGGAAUACAGUUGUGCUUUAAUCUAUCUUGACUACUUUCCAGAAAAACCAAAUAAUGAACGUUUUCAGAGUGCAGGUUACAAUAGCUCGUUCUACCUAAUUAUUUAUGCACUCCACCUUCCUGGGUAUAAUUCAGCGUUUCUGAAAAAGAGGCUUAUUUUUAGUGAGAACAGAACAUCACCUCAUUCAGCUUGAUUUUAUUUAUAGCCAUGUUUUUACAGUACAGGGUUUUUAUCUACUUUUGCCUUAUUUUGACUAACUCACCAAAUUUCUGUUUAUGUAGAUUUUCAUCGCAGCACAGUUGCCUAAUCAGCAUUGCAUUGCACUGUGGUUGGUUGCAGCUGGACUUGAAAGUAAAUGUCAUUUAUGAUAAAUCUAACUACACUAAAGGAUACACAACUAACAGGCGGUUUUGUCUUUAGGGAUUACGAUAAAUCUUACUAAACUAAAGGAUACACAGCUACUGUAAGAUGCAGUUUUGACCCCAGAGAUUAUGAGUAAGACUACAAUAAAAGAUAAGCUUACAUAAACAUGUUUAACCCCAAUGAGACCUUGAUAUAUGUAUAUGUAUGUAGAGGAGCUUUGCCGUGAAUAACAUUGGACUAACACAGAAUAAAAGCAGUGCACAUA
Silurus meridionalis is the source of this 3217-nucleotide messenger RNA. RefSeq lists its product as uncharacterized. The coding region runs from base 475 to 1407 and encodes 310 amino acids. The record is from RefSeq and is a predicted model, not a curated record. Lineage: Eukaryota; Metazoa; Chordata; Actinopteri; Siluriformes; Siluridae. The transcript has 5 exons.